AGUAGGUAAGUACAUCAAAAAGAUUGUCCCUUUUUCUUAAGCUCUUUUUCAACUCCCGGGAAACUUCACCACCUACUUUACUUUAACCAUCUCUCUCUCUCUCCUUUCUUCUCUCUUCUCUCUUCUCUCCGUCAACUCCCUGAAAAAACGUAACCCACGCCAUCACAUUCACACCCUCCUCACCUCCUCUCUUCUCCAAUUCUUCAACUCCUAAAAACCAAACAUUACAACAAAACCAAACACAACCUUUAAAAAAAAAAAAAAAAAUUAAAUCACUCUUUAGAAAUGACGGUACUAGUAGUAGUUCACUCUCCACCUCCUCCUUCUAGCACCUUCUAAAUGCCACGUGGCAGACACCAAUGGCGUCGCGAAACGGCGGACUCGAGACCGAAGAAAACACCCAGAAAGUGGGCCAGACGUUCCGGGCCCUGGUGGAGAAGGCUGACCGGAAGUUCUCCCGGGUAAGGGACCUGCCCGCUUUCGGACCCGGCCCGAACCCGACCCGGUACAUGAACAAGGUGUUCAAGGCGUACACGAAGGUGUGGGAUUACCAGAGGAAGAACCGGGCCAAGCUGGUGGGUUCGGGCCUGCAGAGGUGGGAAAUCGGGGAGAUCGCGUCUCGGAUCGGGCAGCUGUAUUUCGGGCAGUACAUGAGGAGUAGUGAAGCUAGGUUUUUAGUGGAGUCGUAUGUAUUUUACGAGGCUAUUCUGAAUCGUGGGUAUUUUCAAGGUGGUAAAGAACAUGGUGGUGGGGUUAGUGUUAGGUUUAAGGAAUUGAGGUUUUUUGCAAGGUUUUUGUUGGUUGCUUUGAUUUUAAAUCGUCGUGAUGUUGUUACUUUGCUCGUUGACCGUUUCAAGGCUCUUGUUGAUGAUAGCCGUGCUACUUUUUGGGAAACUAGCUUCAAAGAGUGGAGGCAAGUAGUUCAAGAGAUUGUUCGUUUUGUGGAUGUUGACAAGCCGUUCCCAAAUGCUCGGCCUUUGCGUUACUGUGCCAUGUUUGACACUCAUCCAGACUCGUUGCCAUAUGUGGCUCGUUUCCAUGCAAAGAAAGUUUUGAAGUUGAAAGAUGCAGUGUUAACUAGCUAUCACCGGAACGAGGUUAAGUUUGCAGAAGUGACGUUAGACACAUACAGAAUGCUGCAAUGUUUAGAAUGGGAGCCAAGUGGAUCAUUUUACCAAAAGCAUCCAAGUGAACCUGUUGAAAAUGGUAUUCACAAGGAUUUUUCUGGUACCUCUGGGCUGAUUGACAUAAAUUUGGCUGCUGAUUUGACGGAUCCCACCUUGCCCCCAAAUCCAAGGAAGGCAGUUCUCUAUCGUCCGACAGCGACACACUUGAUUGCUGUUAUUGCGACAAUGUGUGAAGAGCUCCCACCAGAUAGUAUUAUGCUAAUAUAUGUGUCAUCAUCUUUGGGAACAACUAGUUCCACGAGCACGGACAGCUCUGGCGGUUCUAGAAGAUUUUCAAAGAGUAAAGUAUUGUUUUCAGCUGCUCGUGACCAGAACACGUCUCCUGGAGAUAGCAAAAAGGGAUAUUUAAGUGGUUAUUAUGAUAAUUCCUUGUGUUUAAGUCCACGUGGAAUUAGAGGUGCAAAUUACCUUUAUCCUGGAGACUUAUUACCCUUCACUAGGAGGCCUCUCUUCUUAGUUAUUGACAGUGAUAACAGCCAUGCAUUCAAGAUUAUUCAUGGUUCAGAAAGAGGGGAGCCAUCAGCACUGUUACUAUCCCCAUCAAAGCCGUCAUUCAAGAGCCCUCCUAAUGUGGAUGCAACUGAAAAUGGGAGUCAGUUCACUCUGUUUUUGACAGCUCCUCUGCUAGCAUUCUGCCAAGUGGUUGGCCUCUCUGCCUCUGAUAGAGAAACAGACAUUUAUGAUGAGGCUGAAAACAUAAUUGCAAAUGCCUUUGCUAAAUGGGAAAUGAUGUUAUGCUCGUCAACAAAAAUUGAUCUUGUUUGGGCUCAAGUACUUUCAGAUCCUUUCCUCCGUCGCAUUAUUCUUAGAUUUGUAUUCUGCGAUGCCGUGUUAUCUCUCUUUCACUCUCCUGAUGCAAGGGAUUCAUACGUGCCUAGUUGCUUGCCACAUCUUCCGGGUUUUGUAUCGCCUGAUGCAGAAGCUGUUGAGUCGUAUAUUCAACGGCUUGCUGAGCACCUCAAAGUUUCCGACUGUUUCUACAACAUGUAAUUGUAAGCUGGUAUCUUGUCAGCGCAUUGUAAGGCUUACUACUAGAUUACAAGUUUUGUUAUUCCAGUGCGACACUCCCGGAAGAUACCGUAUCACUUUUUGUGGCUAUGGCGAAUAGAGCUUCUGGGAAAGGCUGUACUACAGAGCAUUUGGGAUGAUGGCACUUCAACUGAUGGGAAGUUGUAUUUAGGUGUCAUUGGGCGGAUUCUUGUUGUGGUAUACGAUGUGAAAAUAGUGUGUAGAUGGUUUUUUCUUCUUUUUUUUUUUUUUUUUUUUUUUUAAUCUUUUAUUUUUUUUCCUGGGAGGUGGAUAUUAGCUUAAUGUUCUAGCAAAUUGCUGUUAUUGUGUUAUAUUUCUUAAUAAUAUUUAUACAGGAAAUGCUGAAUUUCGUCACACUUCUGUACAAGAAUAAUUUGAUCCAAUAUUAGAAGUGCUCUCAAAAAAGAAAUUUGAAGUGAGGCAAUGCCCAAUA
Beta vulgaris subsp. vulgaris (sugar beet) is the source of this 2649-nucleotide messenger RNA. RefSeq lists its product as uncharacterized. Gene Ontology annotation, molecular function: transcription corepressor activity. The transcript has 9 exons. Gene Ontology annotation, biological process: DNA-templated transcription. Lineage: Eukaryota; Viridiplantae; Streptophyta; Magnoliopsida; Caryophyllales; Amaranthaceae. Bases 360 to 2177 code for a protein of 605 amino acids. The record is from RefSeq and is a predicted model, not a curated record. Gene Ontology annotation, cellular component: nucleus.